Molecule: messenger RNA, 1238 nt
Organism: Drosophila guanche
Lineage: Eukaryota; Metazoa; Arthropoda; Insecta; Diptera; Drosophilidae
Gene: Actn3
Product: calmin
Exons: 2
Coding region: 24-1214 (396 amino acids)
Molecular function (GO): protein binding
Source: RefSeq, a predicted model, not a curated record
CGACUCUAAGCAUAUCCAGCACAAUGGAGCCUAUGGAAGAAUAUCUCUGUGAGAUAAAAGAAUUAGUUAAUAACGCAAAUGCUGCUUCCAUGUCCAGUGAAGGGUGCUUGGAAUGGAACACUACUCUGAACGAUUCUCCCUCCAUGCUCUGUUUGGGCAAACUUAUCAUAUUGAUCAGACUCUUGGCCGACCGAUUUCAGGAAAAGUUUGGUCGUCACAGCAACCAGAUGGUCGGCAUUUCCAGAACUUUAACAAAAUGUAGAGGACAAAUUAAGAGACUUUAUCUGACACUUCCUUGGGGUCAGUUGGAAAUGCAAUUAAAUAAAGUUGUGGAACCAAGUUUUGUGCUUGCACUUAAUACUAUAUUUUCGGAGUUGGAGGGCGUCAUCAAAGAGCAUUUAGCCCAUACAGAAGCUGAAACGCAAAAGCCGGCUUUUCACAAACUGCAUUUAAAAAAAGCUAAUCUCUGGAAACCAAGUCCACCAAAAGAGCUUGGCAGAGGGGCGGCUCAGUUAAGAAAUGUUGAAGCGAAGAGGGAAUUGGAACAGAUUGAUCAUAAGCUAAUGCUGCUGAAAGAACAUACAUUGACCCGAAAAGCGAUUCUUUUUCAGCAUGCGGCCGAAAUGAAGUUUCAAAAGCAGCAGGAUCUCCUUUUGGAGCUAAGCAGUGAUCUGUCAGAAGAAAAACUAAAAUUGCAAGCAGCACUCAAAGAGAACUCUAGACUGGUGCAAGUACAACAGAAGAGCGGCCAAUCAUCCUGUCAAAAGAAAAAGGCUACACUAAAGGCAAUUUGCAAUGUUUCACCAAAGAGCUGUACGGCAACCGAAUCGCGUUCAUCGCUUAUAAACAAGCCAACUGUAGAGGAGAAUUACCCAGGAACAACGUUUGGCCAACGCCGGCAAAAACUGCUUCGCUGGUGUCAGGAGAAAACUAAGCCGUAUGGCCUACCCAUGUAUGAGUUCUCCACAUCCUGGCAGAGCGGCCACGCACUCUGUGCGAUAAUUCAUUCCUACCGCCCAGAACUGAUUGACAACAAAUACCUCAAGUGUAAGAACCGGCUGGAGACGUUGGAGUACGGGGUAAUGGUCGCUAAAUCUCUGGGAGUUCGGAGCCACAUUGAUUUCGUGUCUUUGUGUCUGCAAAAAAUACCCCAAAAUAUGAAGGUUUUCCAAUUCUUGACGGAGCUAUACAACUGCCUGGAACACAACAGUUGAAAGUGAAUUUAAUUGUAAAUAAUA